AUGAAUGGAAACAUCAUGAAUGAUAAUGAAGAACAUAUAGAUGAUAAUAUAGGGGAAGACAUCUUGAGAGGAGAAUUUGAUAAAGCAAUGGAAGAAUUAAAAAACAAUAAAGCUCCAGGGAUAGAUGAAAUACCGGCAGAACUAUUGAAAAACUUUGGUGAGAAAGCAAAAGACGUACUCUUCAAAAUCAUAUCGAGCAUGUAUAAAACUGGCCAAAUACCAAGUGACNAUCGAAGGAAGUUUAACAGACGACCAAUUUGGUUUUAGAAGAGGUAUGGGAACUCGAGAAGCCAUCUUAACAUUAAGGCAAGUAUUUGACAAAAUGAACAGGAAAGGAAAAACUACUUUUAUAUCAUUUGUAGACCUUGAGAAGGCCUUUAAUAACGUGAAUUGUGACAUAAUGUUUGACACCUUAAAGAAAACUGGAGCAAGUUAUAGAGACAGAAGGAUAAUUCAUAGUUUGUAUAAAAACGAGAUAGGAGUAAUCAAAAGUGGAGCAAGUGAAGAAGAAGCCAAAAUUAUGAAAGGUGUCCGUCAGGGAUGCUCACUGUCACCAUACCUCUUUAAUUUGUAUGUACAAGAGGCCAUUAACAAGAUUAGAGAGAAGGGUGGAGUCGGAAUAAACAUACACGAAGAGAAAAUAGACAUGCUUAGAUUCGCAGACGAUAUAGCUGUACUAGAAGAAAACUAAGAUCAACUAACAUCGCAAUUGAUAACGAAUCAUUGCAACAAGUACAAGAAUAUAAAUACCUAGGAAGUUUAAUAACGGCAGAAGGUACUAGUAAAAAAGUAAUAGUAAGUAGAAUAAAUCAGGCAAAAUGUGCAUUCAAUAAGAAAAAGAACCUACUCACCUCCAGAAGCAUAGAUAUUAACAUCCGAAAGAAUUUGAUUAAAACAUACGUGUGGAGUGUGGUGUUAUAUGGUAGUGAAACUUGGACGAUCGCUAAAGCAGAAGAAAAUAAAUUAUUGGCUUUUGAAGCAUGGUAUUGGAGAAGGAUGCAAGGAAUAAGCUGGAGAGAACAUAUGACAAACGAUGAGGUAUUCGCAAAAGCUAAAGAACGAAGAUGUUUCAUGAAAAGUUUGAAGAAAAGAAGAACCAAACUAAUAGGACAUAUACUAAGACAUAACAGCCUAUUGAAAAGAAUUAUGGAAGGAAUGAUAGUAGGAAAGAAUGUAGUUGGUAGACCCCCUCUGGACUACUUACAACAAAUAAUGAGUGAUGUGGACGUCCCAGGCUACAGACACAUGAAGAGGAAAGCGGAAAAUCGGGAAGAAUGGAGAGUUGCAACAAACAAGCCCCACGGUUGCUAA
This is a messenger RNA of Cinara cedri, 1311 nucleotides long. The record is from the annotation of a GenBank genome assembly. Lineage: Eukaryota; Metazoa; Arthropoda; Insecta; Hemiptera; Aphididae.